CCAGAGAGUUCCUAGCGAGGAAGGAAGCGGUCGGAGCGUCGGAGGGGCAAGGGCUCUCUCUGGGCUUGGACGGGUGAGGCCGGGGGGGCUGGACGCUGCGGGACGCUGACCGCUGAGAUGGUGAAGGAAACCGGCUACUACGAUGUGCUGGGAGUCAAGCCCUGCGCCACGAUGGAGGAGAUCAAGCGCGCUUACCGGCGCCUGGCGCUGAGGUACCACCCAGACAAGAACCCCAGUGAGGGGGACAGGUUCAAGCAGAUUUCCCAGGCCUACGAGGUGCUGUCGGACCCCCACAAGAGGUCCAUGUACGACCGCGGUGGGGAGCGGGCCAUGAAGGAAGGCGGCAGGGGCGGCUUUGGACCCCCCAUGGACAUCUUUGACCUGUUUUUCGGAGGCGGGGCGCGCACACACGGUCCCCGCGUGGAGAGGAGAGGGAAGACGGCCGUCCACCAGCUGUCGGUGACCUUGGAGGACCUGUACAAUGGCGCCACGCGGAAACUCUCCCUGCAGAAGUCCGUCAUCUGCAAGAGCUGCAACGGCCGUGGAAGCAGGGAAGGGCUGGACACAAGGUGCCCCAAGUGCCACGGCUCUGGCGUGGAGGUCAUCGUCCACCAGCUGGGGCCCAACAUGGUCCACCACAUCCAGACAAUGUGCUCGCAGUGCAAGGGCCAGGGGGAGUGGCUGAGGGCGCUGGACCGCUGCCUGGCCUGCAACGGCAGGAAGGUCAUCCGAGAAAAGAAGAUCCUCAACGUCCACCUGGACAAAGGGAUGGCCGACCGGCAGAAGAUCACCUUCCACCAGGAAGGGGACCAGAUGCCCGGCUUUGAGCCUGGCGACGUCGUCAUCGUUCUGGACCAGAAGAUGCACCCCAUCUUCCAGCGCCAGGGCAGCGACCUCAUCAUCAAGAGGGAGGUGAGCCUGGUGGACGCUCUGUGCGGCUGUCGGCAGAUCAUCCACACCCUGGACAACAGGAAGCUGCUGGUCUCCUCGCGGCCAGGGACCAUCAUCAAGCCCGGGGAGGCCAAGUGCAUCCCCAACGAAGGGAUGCCCAUCUACCGAAAUCCAACGCAGAGGGGGAAGCUGAUCAUUCAGUUCCAGGUGAAGUUCCCGGAUCCCGGCUGGCUGCCCCCUCACCAGCUGCGCCAGCUGCAGUCCUUCUUCCCUCCCCGCGAAGAGGUGAUGGCCACAGAAGACACAGAGGAGGUGGAGCUGCGAGAGCUCUUCACACAACCCCACUUCCAGGAGAGGGGCUUCCACCACCAGGACGACUUUGAGGACCCCAUGCACCACAACGUCCAGUGCCAGACGUCGUAGCGCCGCAGACUGAGCCCCGGGGGGCGAGAGGCCUGGAGGAGCCACCGUCACACUGCCUGCCGGCCAGGGACAGCUCAGCCCCACUCCUGACCCUCCCUUUGCCCUGCUGGAUGUGCCUUCAGCCUGAGUUGAGGGGGGGCCUCGGGACCCCUCCUGGCAUAGGGCACCUCCCUGGCUUCCGGCGCCAUGGAGUUCGCCAUCAUUCCUGACCCCGUUGCCUUGUUCCCCCCAUUCUGGAAGGGGCAAAGUCUGGACAGUUUGUCAAAGCGGUUGGUGAGCCCCAGAGCGCUCCAGGAGCCCAUAGCGGGUGUGGGGUGGUAGAGUAGCCUGCGGGUGGGGGUCUUUCCUGGGAUGCUGGGCUAGGAGGCCAGAAAUAUCUCCUGUUUUCCCCCGGUUGGUGCGGCCACAUAACUCCCUCUCUCCUAGGGCACCUGAAAUUCAGAAUCCCAGAGGGAAGGAUGGGCUGCAGUCACUCUUGAUUCUGCAUCUGCUUGCCUCCUUGGCAGGUUUCUUUUGGUGCUGGGCCUUGGUGUGUAGAAUGAGGGGCGUCUGCAGUGGGGGGGGGCGUGGAGGAGGUAGCAGGCCUUGAGGGUGACUCUGGGAAGAGGCUGGGGGCAAACUGUACCCAAUCUCCUUUGCUUUCUGAACCUGUUUGGAGACACCAUUUGCACCCUUCUCUGGGGGUUUGGUGCUCCUGUUUACAUCGCAGGGGUUGGGCUUUCCUGAAGGUGGCGGGGUCCCACUCUGGCCAUUUCUAGGCCCUCCAAACAGUCGUGCCCUCCCCCUUCCACCUGCUGCCGUCCUCUAGAGGGUUGGCACCUCCCUGCCCAGUCACCAAACGGAAGCAGGUGAGGGUCAGUUUGGCAGCAGCUGAGCCCCACAUCCCCCCUGGGCUGGGACUCCUUACUGAGGCUGCUCCAGCCCCCAAACCUUGUCCCCCACUCUGGCUCCUGGACUGGCUGGAGCGGACCCCCCUUUUGGGGAGAAGCGACUAUUCCCAGUGGGAUAAUUUUGUAGGUUUCCUUACUCCAAAUAACGUGUGUGUAAUUUCAAGCACCCGAAAGGUCUCGCGACGACAGCUCAUACUUGCAAGAGACUAUUUUACAGGCGGGGAACUGAGGCCGGGGAGAAAAGGCUCAUGGGAAGUCUCUGCAGAAGGAUUAGGCUGUAUGUAUGUGAGGGGAAAGGGAUUUGGGGGUCUGUGCCCCCAUGUUUGUAAGAGGCUGGGGGUAGGGGGGUGGGGAUCAUUCAGGGCUUCUGGAAUAUCUUGCUGAAUGGUGAACGAUAGAGCACACAUGGGGCACGGAGGGUCUAAAUCUGUAGGCAAGCAGCUCAUCAGGAAAUCGGAACUACCUGGAAACAAGUUAGCUCUGUAUCUCAGUCUUUCUUUCUGUGUCCUGUUGUAGAAUAAAGAGGCAAGAUGGAUA
Lacerta agilis (Sand lizard) is the source of this 2741-nucleotide messenger RNA. RefSeq names its product dnaJ homolog subfamily A member 1-like. The record is from RefSeq and is a predicted model, not a curated record. The coding region runs from base 118 to 1314 and encodes 398 amino acids. The transcript has 8 exons. Gene Ontology annotation, cellular component: cytoplasm; cytosol. Gene Ontology annotation, molecular function: ATP binding; Hsp70 protein binding. Gene Ontology annotation, biological process: response to heat; protein refolding. NCBI's taxonomy places the organism in Eukaryota, Metazoa, Chordata, Lepidosauria, Squamata, Lacertidae.